Molecule: messenger RNA, 463 nt
Organism: Paramecium primaurelia
Lineage: Eukaryota; Ciliophora; Oligohymenophorea; Peniculida; Parameciidae
Source: the annotation of a GenBank genome assembly
AUGUAAAUCAGUAUAUUGGUAAAUUAUAGAUAAUAUUCAUUCUAUAGAACUUUAGAUGAUAUUUUAAUGAUAUUUUAUUUAAAAUUAACGAUUUAAAAUUAGAAAGAAAAGCAUUAUCGUUAACUCUACAAAUUCAAGUGGAGGGGAACUCUAAAUUCAAAGAUAAAAUUGAAGAUUAAUAGAAAUAGCUAUGUCGAAAAUGUAGGAUAUCAUGAAUGUUUUGCAAUUAUGUUUAGAUUAGAAAGACUUAGAUUAUAUCGUAAUAAUAUUAAGUAAUCUAAUGUAUUAUUGAAGUUUAAUUAAUAUUUGGAUUGUUUUUUUUGAUAGAAUUAUGAGUGGAGUUCCAUUUGUAGAAACAAUUUAAAAAAAAACAGAAUAUGAUAAUGAAUUUUUCGAAACAAAUCGUAAUGUAUUAAAUAUGUAUUUUGAAUAAAUGAGAUCAGCGAAAUAAUUAUCAAAAUGA